Molecule: messenger RNA, 1368 nt
Organism: Bactrocera oleae (olive fruit fly)
Lineage: Eukaryota; Metazoa; Arthropoda; Insecta; Diptera; Tephritidae
Source: RefSeq, a predicted model, not a curated record
CCUUUUUUCAAUUGUUCCGUAUACUGACUUCAAAUCAAUUAAUCUGGAAUUUUACGAACUUUUACUAAGGCGUGUGUUUGAAAUGUAAAAAUUGCAAUAUAAGAAAAUAUUUGCUAGUGCUGAAAUAUGUAAAUUAUAUGUUGAUAAAAAAUUAUUGUUUACACGUUAAGACUAUCUUGAAAAGAUGGAUCGUAGUAAAUAUUGAAGUAGUUGGAUUUAGAAGUGACGUGUAGCAGUAGUGUCAGUGGCUGUAAACAGGGCAUUAAAGAAUUGAUUUUAAAACAUUGUUUAUCAGUAAAUCCCGGUGUUGAGUGGACCAGGGUUAUUUAUUUUGAAGCGGGGUAGAAGACCGCCAACCGUUCAACUCGACAAAAUUCUGCCGCUACAACAACAACAACACCGCCAACCGUUCCCACGACAGUCGGGUCUACGUAACCGGAACGGACCGGGAUUUAUUCCGGCCAAGGACUGUCAACUCUGCAGAAUUGUGCCGCUACAACAACAACAACAACCGCCAACCGUCACACCCCGUUCCCACGACAGCCCGGUCUACUGUGACUGUCAACUCGGCAGAAUUCUGCCGCUACAACAACAACAACAACCGCCAACGCAAAAAGGAGUUCUACGCGAGUGAACAGAACACACCAUGGUGUUGGACCGACCAGGAUUAUUGUUUUGAAGUCAAUGCAGAAAGGCAUUCUCCGCCAGAAACUAAUAACGUGUUAUUUAUUUACUGCCAUUGGGAUAUAUUGUGGCAAUUGAUGACAUUCUAUUAUGGGGAAACUACUUUCUAAAAUUUUUGGCAACAAGGAAAUGCGGAUUCUGAUGCUUGGCCUGGACGCGGCGGGGAAAACAACAAUUCUUUAUAAACUGAAGUUGGGGCAGUCCGUUACGACGAUUCCAACAGUAGGAUUUAACGUUGAGACUGUAACCUACAAAAAUGUUAAAUUCAAUGUGUGGGAUGUGGGUGGCCAAGAUAAAAUUCGACCUCUCUGGCGGCAUUACUAUACAGGCACACAGGGGUUGAUAUUUGUUGUUGAUUGCGCUGAUAGGGACCGGAUAGAUGAAGCACGAACGGAACUUCAUAGAAUAAUUAAUGAUAGAGAAAUGAGAGACGCCAUUAUUCUGAUAUUUGCAAAUAAGCAGGAUCUUGCAGACGCAAUGAAACCACAUGAAAUUCAAGAGAAACUAGGCUUAACUAGAAUAAGGGAUCGCAAUUGGUAUGUUCAACCUUCCUGUGCAACCACAGGAGAUGGGCUUUAUGAAGGUUUAACAUGGCUUACUUCCAAUCAUAAAUUAUGAAAUAUCUUAAACAUUAAUUAGAUAAUUCUAUAUAAGAUACACAUGCUUACCAUGCUUUUUAGCAAA